GGAAUGUUUUGCGAAAGGACCAAUCGCAGCGCAGGCGGAAGUGCUGCCUGGUUGGCCAAGACAAAGGGGCAUUUCCGUCGCUUCCAGGAAUCAUGGCGGAUGAAGAAGAAGACCCUCCUUUUGAAGAAGAUACUGAAGAGGCUGGAGGAGGCCCAGAUGGUGGACAAGGGAAAAGGAAGAGACUUUUUUCUAAAGAAUUGAGAUGUAUGAUGUAUGGAUUUGGAGAUGACCAGAACCCAUACACAGAGUCAGUGGAUAUUCUUGAAGACCUAGUCAUAGAAUUCAUCACAGAAAUGACCCAUAAGGCAAUGUCUAUUGGACGGCAGGGUCGAGUACAAGUUGAAGAUAUCGUAUUCUUAAUCCGUAAAGACCCACGGAAGUUUGCUCGUGUGAAAGACUUGCUAACAAUGAAUGAAGAACUGAAACGGGCCAGAAAGGCAUUUGACGAAGCAAACUAUGGAUCUUGAAGCUUUAUGCAGGAUGGUGUUUGCAAGAAGACAAACCUUAAUUGCCUGACUUAUCCUUUUCUUUGAAGCCAGCAUGUAUAUUCAUUUUGGAUUAUGAUUUUUUAGUAUGGUCUUCAAAACUGCAGGUGUCCUCAGAUGUUUCCCACUAUCAUGCUAUUUAUUACAAAUGACUUUUUAAAACAAAUGUUUGGUUUUGGUUUUUUGUAUGUGUGCUUUUUUGUAGCAUAAGUAACCAGAACAUCAAAGCAUGAAAAAACCCAAUUUUUUCAACUUCAUUUGUUCAAAACGUUAAUAGAAUAUUUUAUUAUUCAGAACCCCAAUUUUAUAUAACACAUCAUGAAUAAAAGUAUUAUAAACCUA
Anolis carolinensis (green anole) is the source of this 827-nucleotide messenger RNA. RefSeq names its product TATA-box binding protein associated factor 13 (gene taf13). The transcript has 4 exons. Gene Ontology annotation, molecular function: protein heterodimerization activity. Lineage: Eukaryota; Metazoa; Chordata; Lepidosauria; Squamata; Anolidae. Gene Ontology annotation, cellular component: transcription factor TFIID complex. The coding region runs from base 93 to 467 and encodes 124 amino acids. Gene Ontology annotation, biological process: transcription by RNA polymerase II. The record is from RefSeq and is a predicted model, not a curated record.